CCUCCUUACCAUCAUCCUCUUCGCCUCCGCCACAUCCACGUCCAUGGCCUCCUCUCUCGACUCCCAGCCCACCGCCAACGGCACAUUCGCAGCUGACCCUGCUUCCCACAUAGCCAAGAAGCCAAAAAUUCUUUCCACCAUUACCCCUGCCGAGAUUCUCUCCGAGUUCUCCCACCACGACCCCUCCGUCACCCGCAUCAACAACGGCAGCUUCGGCUCCUGCCCCGCUUCAGUCCUCUCCGCCCAGAAACAAAUCCAGCUUCAGUUCCUCUGCCAGCCCGAUGACUUCUAUGUCAACCACCUCCAGCCCGGCAUCCUCCGGUCUAGAACCCUUAUCAAACAGUUCAUCAAUGCCGACCACGUCGACGAGGUCUCUAUUGUAGAUAACGCCACCACCGCUGCAUCUAUUUUUCUGCAGCAGAUCGCUUGGGGAUUCGCGGAAGGGAGGUUUCAGAAAGGGGAUGCAGCCGUGAUGCUUCACUAUGCUUAUGGUUCUGUGAAGAAGUCGAUGGAAGCCCACAUCACGCGAGCAGGUGGGCAUGUUAUUGAGGUUCCCUUGCCUUUUCCGGUUACUUCACCUGAUGAGAUAGUGCAGGAAUUCAGGAGGACUCUACAGAGAGGGAAAACGGGUGGUAGGAGAAUUAGGUUUGCAGUGAUUGAUCAUGUUUCUUCCAUGCCUAGUGUUGUGAUUCCUGUUAAGGAGCUGGUUCAGAUUUGUAGGGAAGAGGGAGUUGACCAGGUUUUUGUGGAUGCUGCUCAUGGAAUCGGUUGUGUUGAUGUUGAUGUCAAGGAAAUUGGAGCUGAUUUUUACACUAGUAAUCUGUACAAGUGGUUCUUUUGCCCUCCUUCUGUGGCGUUCCUGUAUUGCAAGAGGUCAGUAGAAAGUAGUUGUAAUUUGCAUCAUCCGGUGGUGUCCCAUGUGUAUGGAAAUGGGUUGGCUAUAGAGAGUGCUUGGAUUGGGAAUAGGGAUUACAGUCCUCAGUUGGUGGUUCCAAAGGCUGUUGAGUUUAUCAAUAGGUUUGAAGGUGGUAUUGAGGGAAUCAAGAAGAGGAAUCAUCAAGGGGUUGUGGAGAUGGGAGAGAUGUUGGCAAAGGCAUGGGGAACCCAUCUUGGAUGUCCACCACAGAUGUGCUCUAGUAUGAUCAUGGUUGGCUUGCCUGCUUGUUUGGGGAUUUGGAGCAGUGAAGAUUGUCUGAAACUGAGAACACAUCUGAGGGACAAGUUUGCUGUUGAAGUUCCCAUCUAUUACAGAGCACCAAAGGAUGGGGAAGUUGGUCCAGUAACAGGGUAUGCCCGAAUAUCAUAUCAAGUUUACAACAAACCAGAAGAUUAUUUCAAGUUUAGGGACAUAAUAAAUAAGCUUGUGUUUGAGGGGUUCACCUGUGAGUCUCUUUCAAAUGAAAAGGCAUGAACAAGAGCCGUGGCUAUGUGCUUGGUUUUGGUUCUAAAAGUCAAAACCAAGCAACAGCCAUAUUUCAUGAUGACCAAUCUAAUAUGGCCGGUGUUUUGCAUCUGAUGUGUACUACUUAUUUUGUAAAGAUACGGUUUGCAGUAAAUGAUUGAAUGGUCCUGGAGUUGAGCAUCC
Messenger RNA from Rubroshorea leprosula, 1585 nucleotides. Lineage: Eukaryota; Viridiplantae; Streptophyta; Magnoliopsida; Malvales; Dipterocarpaceae. The record is from the annotation of a GenBank genome assembly.